Molecule: messenger RNA, 4440 nt
Organism: Capsicum annuum
Lineage: Eukaryota; Viridiplantae; Streptophyta; Magnoliopsida; Solanales; Solanaceae
Product: probable copper-transporting ATPase HMA5
Exons: 5
Coding region: 1673-3973 (766 amino acids)
Biological process (GO): monoatomic cation transport
Cellular component (GO): membrane
Molecular function (GO): ATP binding; metal ion binding; ATPase-coupled monoatomic cation transmembrane transporter activity
Source: RefSeq, a predicted model, not a curated record
AAUAUUCAAGUCCUAUUCCUCUUUUAUGAUUGGUUAAUCACCUACAUAAAUAUGUGCAAGUGCAACUCAAAUGUUUAUUCAUUUACCCGAAACUACAUUCCACCAUCUGAAAGUUAAGAUGGAAUAAAAUAAUCCAAGUUGGAUGAGAUAAAAGUGAAAUAUCAUAGGAGAAUAAAUUUUAUCUCAAGUUUAAUUCUGAAUUAUCCCAUCUUAUCCGGUGUAGAAGACCCCGUAGUGCCUAUGUUGUAAGCACCUACAUAACACAACACUAGUAGUACUAUAUAUUAUGGCAAAAACUUUUGAACGAAACCUAUGUGCUUAUUUAAGAAAAAGAAUAUAGAGUUAUAAAAGAAAGUGUUAUAGCAAGAAUCAUCCAAACACUAUAUAUCCCAAAAACCUCAAUGUCCAAAAGGGAAUUCAAUUUAAGUUCUUUUUGUGAAAUUUUACUUUCUGCUUGCUUUUUGAACUUAUGAAGGUUUGGUAAUUUUUCAAUAUAUCAUGAGUGAAAUAAUGCAUGUGGUGCCUCUUAAUAAAAUACGUUGUAAAAUUUUGAAACAAGUAAGUAGAGAGUGAAAUAAUAUUAAGGAUUAUUUCACUGAUCAUGGUACAGUGAAAUAUGUACCAUGAGUGAAAAGAUUAUUUCUUUCUGGAAUUUCAACUUUUACAAACAAGUCUUGCUAUAAAAAAAAAUAUAUCAAUAUAACUCACACCCAAAUAAUUGUCAUGCGAUCAAAAGAUCAUGGGUUCAAGCCGUGGAAACAAUUCCUUGUAAAAAUGUAAGAUGAGGCUACAUACAAUAGGCCGUUGUGGUCCGAUCACUCUCCAAACUCCACAUAUAACAAAAACUUUAGUGAACCGGACUUCGUUUUUAGUAGGAAAUAGCUGACUGUAAAACACUAAUCAAAUCAAUGCUCUCUAGUGGGAAAAUAUUCUCCAAUCUUCUUUUUCUGAAGAACAUUAUUUGUCACCUUUUCUCUUUUUAGUGUUUUGUGCUGUCUUUUGGAUUCUUCAUACACAGUUAAUAAACUUUCAAGUGCUUCAGAUGAGUGCAUAUAGAAAGAGAGAAAAAAAACACUUUCUUUUAGUAAGUGGAUAUGACUUUUAGUCAUUAUCAAAGAUUAUCCUCAAAUGACACUUUGAUUAGACAAAGACUAAUGGACCUGCCUGCUAAGUAUUUAUUAAAAGUUUAAAACUUGACUUCUUAUUCUAAAUGCCUUUUCUAUUUAGAAAGUUUAAUAUGAAGGGAAUCUUGAAGCGACGGUAAAAACUGUUUGUGUUACCUAUAGGUUCGAGGUUCGAGCCGUGUUCUCAGUCAGUGAUGCUAGUGUCAGAGUAAGUUGUCUAAAUCACACCUCUUUGGCGUGCGGUCUUUCCCCAGAACCAGCAUGAACGCAGAAUGCUUUGUUCACUAGGGCUGCCUUAAAUAUGAAAAUUGAAAUAUACAUCUUUAAGGAAAGGAAUGUAGUAUAAUAUAUCACAUGUAUAACACUAACACAGUUCAAUCUAGUUCAAUCUCUCUAUGUUUGUUUUAGGAUGUGGUUUCUCAAGAAGGGGUCUCUUCUACUAGGCACUAUGCUUUUACAGCUAUAUAAUCUUGUGAGGAUAGAAAAUUCUUCAAGAAUCAUUAUAUCACAUAGUUGAAAGUGCUUUAUGUUAAUAUGAUCAGGAGGAGAUGAUUCGCGAGAGCAAAGAAGACGUUGGAUUUCAGGCUAAGUUGAUUGAAGAAGAGAUGAAUCAAGAGAAGUCCUCUCAAGUAUGCAGGAUUCAAGUACAUGGAAUGACUUGUACUUCUUGCUCCACAACUCUUGAAUCAGCAUUGCAAGUAAUCCCUGGUGUACAAGAAGCACGAGUAGCAUUAGCAACUCAAGAAGCUGAAAUCUGCUAUGACCCGAAAAUAGUUGAUUGCAAUCAGUUGUUGGAAGCUAUUGCUAAUACAGGAUUUGAAGGCAUAUUGAUUAGUACAGGAGAAGAUAGCAGUCGAAUACUGCUAAAAGUUGAUGGAGUUAACACUGAGAAUUGUGUUACAUUGAUAAAGAGUUCUCUUCUUGCACUUAAAGGAGUUCAAGAAAUAGACUUUGACCUGCAGCUCAAGAAGAUAUCAGUCUCUUACACAGCAGAUGUGACAGGACCUAGAGACUUUAUUCGUGCAAUCGAGUCAACUGGAUCAGGAUGUUUCAAGGCAUCUAUAUUUCCUGAGGGAAGAGAGAGAGGAGAACAUAGACAUCAAGAAAUCAAGCAAUAUCAUAGAGCUUUUCUUUGGAGUUUAGUAUUUGCAGUUCCUGUCUUUUUUACUUCAAUGGUGUUUAUGUACAUUCCUGGUCUGAAAGAUGUAUUGGAAACUAAGGUUGCCAACAUGCUAACCGUUGGACAGGUUCUGAGAUGGGGAUUAUCUACACCAGUGCAGUUCAUCAUUGGUCGAAGAUUCUACGUUGGUGCCUAUAUUGCCUUAAGCCAUGGUUAUGCAAAUAUGGAUGUUCUUAUUGCAUUAGGAACUAAUGCAGCGUAUUUUUAUUCUGUUUAUUCGGUAAUAAGAGCUGCUACUUCUCCAACUUUCAAAGCCAGUGACUUUUUUGAGACUAGCUCGAUGCUUAUCUCGUUCAUUCUACUUGGAAAAUAUUUGGAAGUUUUGGCUAGAGGAAAGACAUCUGAGGCCAUUGCCAAGCUCAUGGAUUUGGCCCCAAAGACUGCAACACUGCUAACUCUAGAUGACAAAGGGAAUGUGGUAAAUGAAGAAGAAGUUGAUAGCCGAUUGAUACAAAAGAACGAUGUGAUUAAAACCAUUCCAGGUUCAAAAGUAGCUUGCGAUGGUCUUGUCAUCUGGGGACAAAGCCAUGCAAAUGAAAGCAUGAUAACAGGAGAAUCUCGUCCGGUCACUAAAAAGCCGGGUGACAUGGUGAUUGGAGGAACUAUGAAUGAAAAUGGGGUGUUACACAUAAAGGCAACAAGGAUUGGCUCAGAAACUGCUCUAUCGCAGAUUGUUCGGUUGGUUGAAUCAGCACAAAUGGCUAAAGCUCCAGUGCAGAGAUUUGCUGACCACAUUUCCAAGUACUUUGUGCCUCUUGUCAUUGCUCUCUCAUUUUGUACUUGGGUUUCUUGGUUUUUAGCUGGAAUUUUUACUUCCUAUCCAAGAGCUUGGAUUCCUUCUUCAAUGGAUAGCUUUGAGCUUGCCCUGCAGUUUGGCAUUUCUGUCAUGGUGAUAGCUUGCCCCUGUGCACUCGGUUUAGCUACUCCCACGGCUGUUAUGGUGGGUACUGGAGUCGGCGCUUCCCUUGGUGUCCUUAUUAAAGGUGGUCAGGCAUUGGAAAGUGCACAAGAGGUAAACUGUAUUGUUUUUGACAAGACUGGCACCCUUACCAUUGGCAAGCCUAUGGUUGUCAAUACUAAGUUUUUCAAAACUAUGGUACCUCAAGAAUUCUAUGAACUUAUUGCUGCUGCUGAGGUAAAUAGUGAUCACCCCUUAGCCAAGGCAAUUGUUGAGUACGCGAAAAAGUUAAGAGGAAGUGAGGAGAACCUUGCCUGGCCUGAAGCCUCGAACUUUGAGUCCAUAACUGGGCAUGGUGUGCGGGCUAUCAUCUGCAACAAAGAAGUGAUUUUGGGGAAUAAAAGCUUGAUGCUGGAGCACGGCAUUGCCAUUCCAGUUCAAGCUGAAGAAGCAUUAGCAGAAGCAGAAGGGCAGGCUCAAACUGGCAUACUUGUAUCUAUCGAUAAAGAGCUGAUUGGUGUCCUUUCCGUUUCUGAUCCAUUGAAGCCAGAGGCUCCAGCAGUCAUCUCCUUUCUCAAAUCAAUGAACGUUGAGAGUAUGAUAGUAACAGGUGACAACUGGGGAACAGCAAAUGCCAUAGCCAAGCAAGUUGGAAUUGACGGAAAAUAUGUUGUUGCAGAAGCCAAACCUGAACAGAAAGCUGAAAAAGUGAAGGAACUACAGUACACAGGAUUUAGGCAAAGUUGUGGCAAUGGUAGGAGAUGGAGUUAAUGACUCACCAGCGCUUGUAGCUGCUGAUGUAGGAAUUGCAAUUGGUGCAGGCACAGAUAUAGCAAUUGAGGCAGCUGACAUUGUUCUUAUGAAGAGCAGCUUGAAAGAUGUAAUAACUGCAAUCGAUCUUUCUAAGAAAACCUUCCGGAGAAUCCACCUCAACUAUUUCUGGGCUUUGGGAUAUAAUCUCCUCGGCAUCCCAAUUGCUGCUGGCGUGCUGUUCCCAUCUACUCAUUUUCGGUUACCACCAUGGAUUGCUGGGGCUGCAAUGGCUGCCUCUUCAGUGAGUGUUGUUUGCAGCUCUCUUCUGCUGAAAAACUACAAGAAACCUAAGAAGCUGAAUACUCUGGAUUUACAAGAAAUCGUUGUUCAGUAAUUCCUGGCUGCUAACGUUGUAGCUAACAAAACUGUCUAAUUUUUGGUCCACAGGGAGAAAAGAUACAGCCAGUGGAUUAUUUACUGCCAAA